Molecule: messenger RNA, 1422 nt
Organism: Acanthamoeba castellanii str. Neff
Lineage: Eukaryota; Discosea; Longamoebia; Acanthamoebidae
Product: serinethreonine protein kinase, putative
Exons: 13
Coding region: 1-1422 (473 amino acids)
Biological process (GO): protein phosphorylation; mitotic DNA damage checkpoint signaling
Cellular component (GO): cytoplasm; nucleus
Molecular function (GO): protein serine/threonine kinase activity; ATP binding
Source: RefSeq, a predicted model, not a curated record
AUGAAGGGCCUCAUGGCCAAGGUCACCCCCGUCGCCGACAUCGUGCCCGUGGCGAGCGUGGAGGAGGCCGGCACUCUGCUGGACCUCAACACGGGCUUCCACUUCAUCGUCAGUCCCGGUGGCCAGUGGCUGUACGGGACGGUAAGCCUGCGCGGCAAGCGCCCCAACGUGCCCGUGGUCGUCUUCGAAAACUGCGACGCCUUCUUGCAGCGCAAAUUUGUGGAGGCGGGCGCGGCGUUCGUUGCGCCGCACGUGGAAAUUCUCAAGGACUACCGAACGCCGAACUACGGCGAACUCCAGGUCGUGUGGCCCCAGAUCGGCUCAGUGGUGUACAGCGAGGCCACGAAGGUCAAGUACACCAUCACCGGCCGGCUCGGCGAGGGCGGCUACGCCCACGUCUUCCGAUGCACCGACUUCUUCGGUCAGAGCUUCGUGAUGAAAAUCCUCAAGACGUUCAAGCCCAAGCACGAGACAGAGGCCGAGUGGCAGAAAGAGGCGCGGUUCCUCCUUUCCCUGCGCCAUCCCAACAUCAUACAGAUCUACGACAUGUUCGAGCACUUAGGAUUGUACUACUUGAUCGUGGAGGAGUGCCACGGGUCGCUCCGGCAGCUCAUGGAACAGACUGGAGCGCUCCCCGUCAACGACGUCAUCGCCAUCGCCGGCCAAAUGCUCUCCGGCCUGCACCACAUCCACUCCCACUCGGUGAUCCACCGCGACCUUCAGAACGACAACAUUCUUUAUGUGCGCAGCGAGUCGGGAGGGACCUCCCGUUAUCAGAUCAAGAUCACCGACUUUGGGAUCAGCAAGUUCAACGGCCAGGCGGGCGACAGCGGUCUGCCGGCCUACACCAACAUCGGCCGCCCCUACGAUGUGGCGCCCGAGUUGAUCGUGGCGGGCUAUACGACCCACCAAUCGGACAUCUACCAGGUGGGGCUGGUGCUGUACUACCUCUACAGAGGCACGCCGGCGCUCGGACCCGAGGACGGACCCAGCAGCCAGGCCAUCGCCACCGGCCUCGCCCGCCACAGGGCCGAGUCGCUCGCGCGGAUGCUGAGGCGGCGUGCCGAUUGGCGGUUCCGCGACUCGAUGGAGGUGUGGACGGAGCUCAGCCGCGUGCAGCAGGAUCAUCAACGCCUCCCUCCUCCCGCCGGCCCCGCAGCAGCAGCACCCGCAAGUGGUGGAACAGCCGCGUUCCCUGGUGACGUCGCCGUUGCCGUUGCCCCGGUCGGCCGCCCCCAGCGACGACGACGACGAGAUGGACGCCUCCCUCGCUUUGUCCGAAGCGUCGAAUGGCGAUCAGCAGCAGCUGAAGGCCGAGAACGACAAGUGUGGCGGCAGCGCCAUCGACAUCGAGGCCCAGUCGGGGGAGCAGCCACGGAGGCAGAGCAGGAGCGGGAGGCCAAGAAGGCCAGGCCCGAGUAG